Molecule: messenger RNA, 522 nt
Organism: Fusarium venenatum
Lineage: Eukaryota; Fungi; Ascomycota; Sordariomycetes; Hypocreales; Nectriaceae
Source: RefSeq, a predicted model, not a curated record
AUGUCUCCGGAAAUUCCUCCCGAAUUUGCCAAUCUCUCUCUCACACCUCUCUCCCCACCUCUUCCUCCUCUCCCACCUCCUCCCAUCCAAAUCAACCCUCAACCCAACUUUCUCACCAUCGUCGAGCACGCAGUCAUAAUGCAUUCUGAACGCAAGUGGAAAGUCGUCAACAUGGACCCCCGAGGUCCCCAGAAGAACAUCGCAUGGAAUAUCCCUCGCAGCAACAACUGGCUGGCCAGAGUCAGCAGCCCUCGCGCCAACACUGAGCUACUCAACAUGAUCCGUCCUGCACAAGGAACCACCAUGCGAGGCUAUGUGAGCACCUGGGAUGACGAUGUCAGCCUGUCCAUCAUAAUUUGCAAGAUCCGUGCCAAUGAGCAGGGAGAGAUUGAGUAUGUCCCCGGAGGUGUCAAGCCUGACAGAGAAGAAUACUUUAUUCAUUGGUUGGCUUCCGUUAUGGGUUUUGACGCGAUUUACAUGCCCAUUGGUUGCUGCGGAUGCCACUCGCUCGGGUUGACUUGA